This is a messenger RNA of Adineta ricciae, 1434 nucleotides long. Lineage: Eukaryota; Metazoa; Rotifera; Eurotatoria; Adinetida; Adinetidae. The record is from the annotation of a GenBank genome assembly.
AUGGGUAAGUCUCGUAAAAAACCGACUGCAGGCAUUCGAUCCAAACAAUCUGAUCCUGAGAUUGAUAUAUCCGACGACAAUGAUAUGGGUGACGAGAUCGAUAAUUUCUACACUGAACGCGAUGAAAAUCUUCGAACGGCAUUAGCCAAAACAACGAAAAAGCCUUCGAAAAAUAAGAAGAGCGUUUCAUGGGCAUUGAACGAUGAUUCCGACGAAGCGAACGGUCGCGAUGAAGUUCUCGCGUUCGAUGACGAUGAAAGCUCGAUGGGAAGUGAUGCCGAGGAUGAUGACAAUGAUUAUCAACAAAUAUCAGGUGUAGCAGACGACGACGACGAUGAAAAUGGUGAAGGUCUCGAUGAAGAUCUCAAUGGUUCAUGGGGCACAACCCGAAAGAUGUUCUACAACGAAGAUGUCAACGCUAAUGAUGAAGAUGCGAAGUUGGAAGAGCAAGAAGCUGUACAGAUUCAAAGGAAAUAUUAUGAUAUGUUGGAAAAAAGCGACUUUGGCUUGGAUUUAUUUCAAUCGAAGCCAUCGACGGCACUUGCUUCGGAUCGUCAACUUGAUGACCAAACAUCACACCGUCAUGUCAUUUUACCCGAUAAUCUUUUACAAUUGAGUUCCAAUGAACGUUUACAGUUAAUUCGUGAUCAAGCACCUGAAUUGGAACCGUUAUGUAAAGAAUUUAAGAACAUAUUUGAUGAUAUAAAAAUAUACCUUCUACCAUUCGUACAACUUGUCAUCGAUACAUCUUCGUUAGAAGAAUUUCAUUCCUAUCCGGGCUGGCAAUUUGUCCUAUCGAUUCUUGAACUCUAUCUAACUUAUUGUUCGUACUUAAGUUUAUAUUUAAUGAUGAAGUCAAAUGAUUUGAACAUGUCGAAACACCCGAUAAUUAAUGAUAUUGAACAAUAUCGAAAACUCUGUCAAUUGAUCGAUGAAGAUUUUCAAUCGAUGAAGCCCGAUCUCUUGAAACUAUGUGAAUCACUUCAAGAAAAGAAGACUAAUGCGAAUCAAUCCUCAACAUUGGUCCAAAAGGUUCAAGUGGCUAAGCCACGUUUGAUCAUGAGCAGUGGAAUUGAGUUACCAUCUAAGUCAACGAAUGGAAGUUCGUCUGCGAAACCGUCUCUUCGUGAACGUAUGAUGAAGAGACGAGAAGGGCAAACGAAGGUUGAACAUGAUUUGAAAUCCGAGCAAGAAGAAGAAGAAAAACCACAGAAACGUCGUAUUACGUACGAAAUCGAGAAGAAUAAAGGUCUCACCAUCAAACGCAAGAAAGAAAACCGAAAUCCUCGCGUUCGUCAUCGCAAUAAGUAUCAACGUGCACUAACCAAACGUAAAAGUCGUGUGCCAACAGCGCGAACUGAAGAAGAAAGAUAUGUCGGUGAACCGACCGGUAUCCGUGCAGGUAUCAAACGUGGCAUUAAACUUAAAUCUUAA